This is a messenger RNA of Closterium sp. Naga37s-1, 6830 nucleotides long. Lineage: Eukaryota; Viridiplantae; Streptophyta; Zygnematophyceae; Desmidiales; Closteriaceae. The record is from the annotation of a GenBank genome assembly.
CUCCCUGCUCUUUCGCUCCCUGCUCUUUCGCUCCCUGCUCUUUCGCUCCCUGCUCUUUCGCUCCCUGCUCUUUCGCUCACUUCUCUUUCGCUCCCUGCUCUUUCGCUCACUUCUCUUUCGCUCCCUGCUCUUUCGCUCACUUCUCUUUCGCUCCCUGCUCUUUCGCUCACUUCUCUUUCGCUCCCUGCUCUUUCGCUCACUUCUCUUUCGCUCCCUGCUCUUUCGCUCACUUCUCUUUCGCUCCCUGCUCUUUCGCUCACUUCUCUUUCGCUCCCUGCUCUUUCGCUCCCUGCUCUUUCGCUCCCUGCUCUUUCGCUCACUUCUCUUUCGCUCCCUGCUCUUUCGCUCACUUCUCUUUCGCUCCCUGCUCUUUCGCUCACUUCUCUUUCGCUCCCUGCUCUUUCGCUCACUUCUCUUUCGCUCCCUGCUCUUUCGCUCACUUCUCUUUCGCUCCCUGCUCUUUCGCUCACUUCUCUUUCGCUCCCUGCUCUUUCGCUCACUUCUCUUUCGCUCCCUGCUCUUUCGCUCACUUCUCUUUCGCUCCCUGCUCUUUCGCUCACUUCUCUUUCGCUCCCUGCUCUUUCGCUCACUUCUCUUUCGCUCCCUGCUCUUUCGCUCCCUGCUCUUUCGCUCCCUGCUCUUUCGCUCACUUCUCUUUCGCUCCCUGCUCUUUCGCUCACUUCUCUUUCGCUCCCUGCUCUUUCGCUCACUUCUCUUUCGCUCCCUGCUCUUUCGCUCACUUCUCUUUAGCUCCCUGCUCUUUCGCUCCCUGCUCUUUCGCUCCCUGCUCUUUCGCUCCCUGCUCUUUCGCUCCCUGCUCUUUCGCUCACUUCUCUUUCGCUCCUGCUCUUUCGCUCACUUCUCUUUCGCUCCCUGCUCUUUCGCUCACUUCUCUUUCGCUCCCUGCUCUUUCGCUCACUUCUCUUUCGCUCCCUGCUCUUUCGCUCACUUCUCUUUCGCUCCCUGCUCUUUCGCUCACUUCUCUUUCGCUCCCUGCUCUUUCGCUCACUUCUCUUUCGCUCCCUGCUCUUUCGCUCCCUGCUCUUUCGCUCCCUGCUCUUUCGCUCACUUCUCUUUCGCUCCCUGCUCUUUCGCUCACUUCUCUUUCGCUCCCUGCUCUUUCGCUCACUUCUCUUUCGCUCCCUGCUCUUUCGCUCACUUCUCUUUCGCUCCCUGCUCUUUCGCUCACUUCUCUUUCGCUCCCUGCUCUUUCGCUCACUUCUCUUUCGCUCCCUGCUCUUUCGCUCACUUCUCUUUCGCUCCCUGCUCUUUCGCUCCCUGCUCUUUCGCUCCCUGCUCUUUCGCUCACUUCUCUUUCGCUCCCUGCUCUUUCGCUCACUUCUCUUUCGCUCCCUGCUCUUUCGCUCCCUGCUCUUUCGCUCCCUGCUCUUUCGCUCCCUGCUCUUUCGCUCCCUGCUCUUUCGCUCACUUCUCUUUCGCUCCCUGCUCUUUCGCUCACUUCUCUUUCGCUCCCUGCUCUUUCGCUCACUUCUCUUUCGCUCCCUGCUCUUUCGCUCCCUGCUCUUUCGCUCCCUGCUCUUUCGCUCCCUGCUCUUUCGCUCCCUGCUCUUUCGCUCCCUGCUCUUUCGCUCACUUCUCUUUCGCUCCCUGCUCUUUCGCUCACUUCUCUUUCGCUCCCUGCUCUUUCGCUCCCUGCUCUUUCGCUCCCUGCUCUUUCGCUCACUUCUCUUUCGCUCCCUGCUCUUUCGCUCACUUCUCUUUCGCUCCCUGCUCUUUCGCUCACUUCUCUUUCGCUCCCUGCUCUUUCGCUCACUUCUCUUUCGCUCCCUGCUCUUUCGCUCCCUGCUCUUUCGCUCCCUGCUCUUUCGCUCCCUGCUCUUUCGCUCCCUGCUCUUUCGCUCACUUCUCUUUCGCUCCCUGCUCUUUCGCUCACUUCUCUUUCGCUCCCUGCUCUUUCGCUCACUUCUCUUUCGCUCCCUGCUCUUUCGCUCACUUCUCUUUCGCUCCCUGCUCUUUCGCUCACUUCUCUUUCGCUCCCUGCUCUUUCGCUCCCUGCUCUUUCGCUCCCUGCUCUUUCGCUCACUUCUCUUUCGCUCCCUGCUCUUUCGCUCCCUGCUCUUUCGCUCCCUGCUCUUUCGCUCCCUGCUCUUUCGCUCCCUGCUCUUUCGCUCACUUCUCUUUCGCUCCCUGCUCUUUCGCUCACUUCUCUUUCGCUCCCUGCUCUUUCGCUCACUUCUCUUUCGCUCCCUGCUCUUUUGCUCCCUGCUCUUUCGCUCCCUGCUCUUUCGCUCCCUGCUCUUUCGCUCCCUGCUCUUUCGCUCCCUGCUCUUUCGCUCACUUCUCUUUCGCUCCCUGCUCUUUCGCUCACUUCUCUUUCGCUCCCUGCUCUUUCGCUCACUUCUCUUUCGCUCCCUGCUCUUUCGCUCACUUCUCUUUCGCUCCCUGCUCUUUCGCUCACUUCUCUUUCGCUCCCUGCUCUUUCGCUCACUUCUCUUUCGCUCCCUGCUCUUUCGCUCACUUCUCUUUCGCUCCCUGCUCUUUCGCUCCCUGCUCUUUCGCUCCCUGCUCUUUCGCUCCCUGCUCUUUCGCUCCCUGCUCUUUCGCUCACUUCUCUUUCGCUCCCUGCUCUUUCGCUCACUUCUCUUUCGCUCCCUGCUCUUUCGCUCACUUCUCUUUUGCUCCCUGCUCUUUCGCUCACUUCUCUUUUGCUCCCUGCUCUGUUGCUCACUGCUCUUUCGCUCCCUGCUCUUUCACUCCCUGCUCUUUCGCUCCCUGCUCUGUUGCUCCCUGCUCUUUCGCUCCCUGCUCUUUCUGGUUUCGCUCUUUCGCUCCCUGCUCUGUUGCUCCCUGCUGUUUCACUCCCUGCUCUUUUGCUCCCUGCUCUGUUGCUCCCUGCUCUUUCGCUCCCUGCUCUGUUGCUCCCUGCUCUUUCGCUCACUUCUCUUUUGCUCCCUGCUCUGUUUCUCCCUGCUCUUUCGCUCCCUUCUCUGUUGCUCCCUGCUCUUUCGCUCCCUGCUCUUUCACUCCCUGCUCUUUCGCUCCCUGCUCUGUUGCUCCCUGCUCUUUCGCUCCCUGCUCUUUCUGGUUUCGCUCUUUCGCUCCCUGCUCUGUUGCUCCCUGCUGUUUCACUCCCUGCUCUUUUGCUCCCUGCUCUGUUGCUCCCUGCUCUUUCGCUCCCUGCUCUGUUGCUCCCUGCUCUUUUGCUCCCUGCUCUGUUGCUCCCUGGUCUUUCGCUCCCUGCUCUGUUGCUCCCUGCUCUUUCUGCUUUCACCUUCUUUUGCAUGCAACCACCGGCCAGCCAUGCCAUGUCUACCGCUGCAUUGCAUAACUGUCGCUUUGACUCACCAGACCGGCUGUUCACGAACGGGCGCUUUGACUCACCGGACCGGCUGUUCACGGGGCUGCAGGAGUCGUGGGAGAGUGUGCUGUCUAACGCCACUGACGUCAAGGAGCUCAUCCCCCACUUCUUCUCUCUGCCUGCGCACUUCCUCCGCCUCCCCCCGGACCUCAAUCUAGGCACGCGCCAGAACGGAGUCCCAAUUGGCGACGUGGAGCUGCCUCCGUGGGCGAGCGAUGCAGAGGAUUUCAUCGUAAAGCACGUGCAGGCUCUGGAAAGCGAGUGGGUGUCGGCGAAUCUCCACCAUUGGAUCGACCUGAUCUUCGGAUACAAGCAGCGAGGCAAGGCAGCAGAGGAAGCAGACAACCUGUUCCAUCCCCUCACCUAUGAAGGCGCAGUGGAUUUGGACUCGCUCAGCAGCUUUGUGGAGAGGAGAGGCUUCGAGACUCAGAUCAACGAGUUUGGUCAAACGCCAAGGCAGCUCUUCAUCCAUCCCCACCCGCAGCGCUCCCCACGUGCCACACCCAGCGUUGACUCCCUGCCCUUCUGUGACCCCUCCACUGCCGUCCACCUCCUCAUGCGCCUCCUGCCUCUCCUGCCCUCCGCCUCUGCUGCUGCUGCUGUCGUGCCUGCUACUGGUGAUGCCACCGAUACUCUUGCUGCUACUGCUCCUAGUGCUGGUGGCAGCACGAGUGUUGAUUCUAGUGUUUUAGUUGGCACUCAAGCCACCAGUGGUAGUGGUGGCAUUGGUGCUGCUCUGACCUCCAAUGGGUCUGAUGUGGCUGGUUCAUCUGCUACCAGCCGUGAUGCUUGCAAGGAUGCUGCUGCUGCUGCCGCUGAUACCGGAUGGGCUGUAGAUGGUGCUGCAGCAUCAGCAGCAGGAACAGCAACAGCAGCAGCAGCAGCGAGUGCUGCACAUAAAGACCGCAGCGAUGUGGAGCGGGGUGCGAUUUUGCCUACAGUAGCACUGGCAGGAGAAGAAGAGAGGGCAGCAGGCGCAGGUGCUCCUGCAGAGCCAAGCUCAGGAGCAGGGGCUGCAGGUGCAGGCGGUGUGGGCUUAGCAGCAACUGAAGCAGCAGCAGCUUCAUCAUCAGCAGCAAUAGGAGGAGCGGCAGUGGAAAAAGCAACCUCACUAGAGCCACCACCACCAUCACCACCAGCACAAGCUGCAGGUUCUAGUACCAGUGCACUGCGCCAGGUCAGCGCCACGUCAGACAGUACAGCUGGCGCGGCUGCGGAUGGAAGCAGUGAGACAGGGGGCACAGGUGGCAUGGCGAACAGUAGCGGGAUGGUGGAAGAAGACGAGACGGGGAGGCUGAAGGCGCUGCAGGGGGCGGUGGGUCUGGGAAGCUUCAAUGCCAGGCGAGCAGCGCAGGGCAGGGGCUCUAUGGGCUCUGCAGGUGCUGCGGUCAAUGCAGUCAAUGCAGUCAAUGCAGCUGGUGCUGCUGGUGUGGCAAGAGCCGCAGCAGUGAGAGAGGAAGAGGAGAUGGCGGCGCUGAGAGAGUGGCUGGACGAGGCUGGGGUGGGGCGAGGAGGGGACGAGCAUGCCUGCUCGCCUCCCUUCUCCCCCACUGCGCCCUUCCCUGCCUUUCAGCCGUCACCUGUAGUGGGAAGCAGCGAUGUGAGCAGUGCAGUGAGCAUCAGGGCGAACGGCAAGGCAAGCAGAACAGAAGGUGGUGUGGGCAGCAGUGAGACGAGCAGAAGCAGUGAGAGGAGCAGGAGCGACAACGAUGGCAGCGGCAGCGGGAGGAGGAGGGCGAGAGUGCGGCGAGUGAAGGCGCAUCGGGGGCCGGUGGUUGCGCUGGCGCUGGCAGAGCAUGCAGAAUCGCACGACUUGCUGCUCACCACAGCGGGCGCUGAUGGCAUGGUGAAGGUCUUCUCAGUGGAGUCGCAGCAGCAGCUGAGGUCAGCGCGAGUUGGCAGCCUCCCAUUGGCCAGCAUGGCGCUGCUGCCGCCCCUUCCGUCCCACUGCUACCCAUCAGUGCUGCUGGGCUCAUCAGAUGAUUAUGUGUGGCUCUACUCGCCUGACUUCGGUCGAUGCCUCUCCAAGAUGCAUGCACACGACGACACGGUGUCAUGCAUUCAGGUCAGCCAGUGGGGCGCUGACACGUGUCUGUUCACAGCAUCAUGGGACGGCAGUGUGAAGCAGUGGAGCAUGGCCCACUCGCCCUUCCUCUCCGCCUCGCCCUUCGCCUCCUUCUCCUCCUCCUCGCCCCACUCCCAUGGCGGCUCAGACACAUUAGUCCACCCUCCUCCUCUAGCGGAGCUCAAUCAGCAUGACGCACCUAUCACAUCGCUCCAAGUGGCCAUCCCUGCCACGUCAGCAUGGCCCCUUGCUGCCUCAGGGUCAGCCAAUGGUGCUGUGCUGCUGUGGGACAUGCGUGCGCCCCCCUCGGCAUCUGUCCCUUGGAGCUGCCGCCUCUCCCCUCUCACCACCACCACCGCCCCCACGUCGCCACUAGCAGUGACAGGGCUGGUGUUCUCGUAUGGGGGACUGCACGUCACUGCUGCCGACUCCACGGGGGGGCUCAGAGUGCUGGAGAUGCGCAUGGGCGGUGCUGAGCUGGCAUCUCAGCACUGUCCAGGUGGCGGCCUCACGUGCUGCCAGCCUCUCGGCGAUCAGUCUGUCCUCGCUGGCAGGGUCUCGCACAUUAGGUCAGCCCAUCCACUCCACACUUAUGCGCCUUCUCCUUCUCCUCCUCCCCUCCCCACCCCGCAUUCUUAUGGUGCCUCAGACAGAACAGACGACCAAAUCACACCCUACCUCCAACCCGCUUCUUUGUCUUCCCCCCCUCCACCCCCCUCCCUCCCUCAUUGCACCUCCAUUUUUUCUGUCCUCCUUCCCCCUUCGUUCCAUACUCCUUCCCCUCUCCUUCCGUUCCGUCCGCCUUCCCAUCAUCUCUCCUCACCAGUCCACCCUCCUCCUCCAGCGGAGUCUAAUCAGCACCGCGCGCGAAGCACAUCGCUCCAAGUGGCCAUCCCUGCCACGUCAGCGUGGCCCCUUGCUGCCUUGGGGUCAGCCAAUGGCUCAGUUCUACUGUGGGACAUGCGAGCGCCUCCCAUUGCCUCUGUCCCGUGGAGGUGCCGCAUCUCCCCUCUCACCACAACCCCCAAUAUUAUUCACUCUCUCACUGCUCCCACACAUCCCUCCCCUCCCUUCCAGGCGCUGUGCUGCGGUGGGACAGGCGAGCGCCCUCUUCUGCCUACAUCUCCCCCAUCUCAUCAAUCACUCUCCCACCUUUCCUCCCCCACACAUCCCUCCCCUCCCCCAGGCGCUGUGCUGCUGUGGGACAAGCGAGCGCCCUCUGCGGCCUGUGUCCCCUGGAGGAGCCACCUCUCCCCUCUCACCAACACCACCAUAGUAAAACCCUCUCUCACUUCUCCUCCCACACGCCCCCCUCCCCUUUCCAGGCGCUGUGCUGCUGUGGGACAUGCGUGCGCCCCUUCUUCCUCUGUCCCCUCUAAGUGCCGCCUCCCGGCUCUUACCACCACCGCCCCCACGUCGCCACUAGCAGUGACAGGGUUCUCAUAA